UACAGGAAGUGAGGACGGUCCAGCAUUUGCUUGCAGAAUUAAGGAGCUAACGGCGUCUGAUUGCAAGAAGCCGCUCACUAAUUACGACGCAAGAAAAAUAACACAUAAUACUUUAAAACAUUCCCAUCAGCUGAAAUGAGUGCUGCCGUACCCAACCACCGAAGGACCAAGCCUGGUGGCAUUAAGACCGGGGUUGUGACCAGCGGCGUGACCGGGCCGACCUCCCAGAUCCCCGGUCUGUCCCAGACUGCUGAUGAGACCUCUCCGGUGGAGAGGAUCAGCGGGCGGCGAGUUGGUAUCUUUGAGUCGGACUCCGAGUAUGUCAAGCUCGCAAAGGGCGGGGGACACAAAGGGCUCUUGAGUCAUGAUAAUGACAAUGAUGACAAACCCACGAAGGCCUACAAUCCUCCCAACUUCUUUGGAGAUGAGUCACAGGGUGAAGGCAAAACGUCUCCCGACGGCAAGAUGAUGCCUCUGGCUGCACCGUUUGGCACUGAUAACUGUUCGUCCUGGGACAAACAUGAUAGAUUUUCCCCUGAUAAAGAGAAGAUGUCUCCCGAUGGAGUUACCGAUCAAAUGGAGGGUCUGUCCAUGACCAACAAAUACAAGAGAACGUGUUAUGAGAAGAAGGCUCCUCCAGUCAGCAUGUCCAAGCUGCUGAGUCAUGGCUAUGUUGAGGAGAAGAAGAAGUCUCCCAAUGAUGACGAUGCCUCAAGCGUGACCUCAGAACAGACCAGCACCAUCGCCACCGAGGACGUGGAUGAGCUGGAGUAGAGCGUACAGGUUCUGGUCUCGAGGGAAAGGGGGUCGUCCUAACACUGGUUCAUGGUUUCCACAAAUCCACGAACAUACACCACUCCGCCCCUCUCAGAUUCACUUGCAUUUAUUGUACAUCCACUGACUGUUAGGUUUUGUACUCAUGUUUAUGCAAAGGUACUGUCCUCUAUUUAUUUGCUCUAAUUUGUUCAAACUGAAUUCACAUGGAUUUUGUUGAGUAGUCGUGUCCGUGCUCGCGGUAUUUUUUUAAUUUCUGUAUUGUUGUUUCUCGAUUUGAAAGACGAGUUGUGCACAGGGCAGGAAACUAACUGAUUCUGGCUCCUCAGAUGCGACUUUUUCACCGGCCAUUUUGAUCCCAAAGUGGAGACGGUCUUACCAGCUAAAGCUUAAAUUCACCAGUUUUUGACUGGGAGCUGGUGUUAGUUUCCCUCCCUGGUUGUAUGAAGAUCGAGUUAGUGAAUUUAAAAAGUGUUUGUGCUAAUGAAAUGUGGUACCAGUGACGUGAAGUAUUAUUUGCUUUGAUCAAGGGCUCCUGCUCUCUGAAGGGAUAUUAGAGGUUUGUGUGUUUUUCAGCUGCGGCCGGUGGGAAACGAUCAUUCGUUGAGACAGCCACCCUGCAGCUGUGACCACAUGCCAAAGUGCAUACUGAUGGCCACAGCCGCCAUGGUUUGUUUGGUUAAAAAAGGGGCCAAAUUUUUUUUAUUUUCUUUUUCGGUUGCUGCUCUGCAAAAGGUUGUCCUUCUCUGCUGUUCCUCCCCACAAUUCUGUUGCUUUUGGGUCCCUAAAAUCGAGAAACAAGCCUCAUGUUACUGCGCAAGCUACAUUUUUAUGCUGCUUUUAGUCAAAUAAUCAAUAAAAGUCCAUUCAGAAGGGAAAACUAAAUUAACUCAGUGAUAUUUACAGGUCUCUAGAAGAUCUGAAUUCAAUCUGGUGCAGCAAGAUUAAUUUCUUCAUCACUGUUUAUUAGGAGGCUCAACAGUAAAUCAAUAACAGUGCCAAGUGUUUGAUGCUGGUCCAAAUAUGUCAGAAGCUUGCUAAUGAUAGAACUGAACUGGGUCUAUUCUGCAUGUUAAAGCCCUUCAGAGUUAAUGCAUUCAGCCUAAUAAACCCAAAACUCAUGCAACAACAGAUAAAGAAUUCUGGGAAAUUUGGGGGGAAAUGGCCACCUUCAGCAGACUGCCAAGCUGAAAGUCAAGUCCGACGUAAUUCCCUGUGAAGAUUAAGGCAGACGAGUUUUUAAAAAGUGAGUUCUGAACAUGCCAACCAAGCAGUUUUCCCUGCACAUGCAGUAUUUUGACUUUGUAGACAUCCGUAGGAGAACUUAGUGUUAGUGCACAGCCUGAUCACACCAAACCCUCACAUCUCAUGACAUAUGUGUGUUUAUCAACCUGACGGGAGUUUAUUUGGUUCAGAUGAGAGAAAUGGUUACUGCUGCAACAUUUCUACGUAGGAAAACUUUGCAACUUAAGUCUUUGAAACAGUGAAAAAUGAUCUGCAUCUGCAUGAGUGAUAUUCUUAAAACAA
Centropristis striata (black sea bass) is the source of this 2301-nucleotide messenger RNA. RefSeq names its product chromosome 24 C7orf57 homolog (gene c24h7orf57). The record is from RefSeq and is a predicted model, not a curated record. The transcript is spliced from 8 exons. NCBI's taxonomy places the organism in Eukaryota, Metazoa, Chordata, Actinopteri, Perciformes, Serranidae. The coding region runs from base 136 to 774 and encodes 212 amino acids.